Molecule: messenger RNA, 1491 nt
Organism: Aspergillus wentii DTO 134E9
Lineage: Eukaryota; Fungi; Ascomycota; Eurotiomycetes; Eurotiales; Aspergillaceae
Product: serine/threonine protein kinase CDC7
Exons: 4
Coding region: 1-1491 (496 amino acids)
Biological process (GO): protein phosphorylation; mitotic DNA damage checkpoint signaling
Cellular component (GO): nucleus
Molecular function (GO): protein serine/threonine kinase activity; ATP binding
Source: RefSeq, a predicted model, not a curated record
AUGUCGACUGUCAACACGGCUCCUACGGGCGUUUUUGACCUUCAGAGACCCGGUUCCUACCUACAACCUCGUGGGGGAGGCCCCCAGUACGCGAUAGACUACGAUACUGCCACGGACAGCGAAGCCUCUGUGGCUCAAUCUCAUGCACAAGAUGACCAGGAUGAGGACGCACAUGAAAAUGAGGAUGAGGACGUUGAUGAUUCGGUGAAAGAUGAUAUGAAGAAGCUUGAGGAUACAUUUCCAGGAAUUUCGGAUAGGUUCCGGCUCGUGAACAGGAUUGGAGAAGUAGGGACCUUCUCAACCGUUUACAAAGCUGAGGAUCUUUUAUAUGACCACUACCAGAAUGACUGGGAUAUAUUUCAAGACCAAAACGAAAAUUGGGCAAGUCCUCCGCCUAAAAGACGCCGGCUGGAAGGAGAGGGUGGCCGUUCAUUGCCCACGAAGCGAAGAAAAGCUCGAUACGUCGCAUUAAAGAAGAUUUACGUGACAAGCAGUCCGCUUCGCAUUCAAAAUGAGCUUGAAUUACUGCAUGACCUCCGAGGGUGCAGAUCAGUGUGUCCGUUAAUCACUGCUUUCAGGCAUCAAGAUCAAGUCGUCGCAGUCUUGCCCUUUUUCCCUCACACCGACUUUCGCAUACAGUAUCGUACAUUCUUGGUCGCAGACAUGCGGCAUUAUUUUCGAUCUCUUUUUACGGCAUUGCACUCGGUUCAUAAACAUGACAUUCUCCAUCGAGAUAUCAAACCAACUAAUUUCUUGUACAACCCCGAGCUUCGAGAGGGUGUUUUGGUAGAUUUUGGUCUCGCAGAACGUGAGGGGUCGGAGUAUACGGGCACUUGCCUUUGUGCCAAUCCAUCUUAUGUUCGUCGUAACCGAGUAAUGCAAAGUUAUUACAACACACACUGCAAUAGCACGGUGUUGUCGGCGGGCUACCCUAAAAAUGAUUCGAGACCAUCAAGGCGCGCUAACCGGGCAGGGACUCGUGGGUUUCGAGCACCAGAGGUCCUUUUCAAAUGUACAUCCCAAACAACCAAGAUCGAUAUGUGGUCAACAGGUGUUAUCCUUUUGACCCUGCUUGGGCGUCGAUUUCCAUUCUUCAACUCUGCCGAUGACGUCGAUGCGAUGAUUGAAAUGGCCAGCAUAUUUGGCACCCGUCGCAUGAAGUCAGCAGCUGCCAUGCAUGGCCAAAUAUUCGAAACCAACAUACCGACUAUUGGUGAAAAGGGGUACGGCUGGGAGAAGCUGGUCAAGUGGGCCAGCUGUGUGGAGGAGUUGACAGAAAGCGAAAAACAAGCUACUCAACUGUUGGCUGGCCUGAUGGAACUGGAUCCAUACAAGCGACUGAGUGCCAAAGAUGCUCUGCAACACGAAUUCUUCACCGAUCCUAUUGACCAUGAUGUGGAAUGGGGAGGGAAUCCUGAGGAUAGCCCAGACACAGGGGAUGAGGACGAGGGUGAUGAAGAUGAUGAGGCAGACGAAGUCGCCAUGCUAUAG